AUGGGCUUGAGUUCCGAGGCUCCCAAGCAACCCGGAACUUUCAUUUCUCGGCCCAUCAAUGGGCCUUAUGACAACUUAUUACCAUCCAUACCACAACCCACUCAAGCAAGCCCUGGGAAUUUAAGUGGCUUGGGUCCACUUAAGCUUGUAGCAUGGCUGGGUAUUUCCUCGGGAGAUUUAACAAGUCAAACACCAAACCCUCUUUUGACUUAUUUUGUUAUCGUAGCAACGUGGGUGCUUUCAGCAUGGGUGCUAGCAAAGAAGGGUUCGCAUCAAUCUCCCGGGGGAAUUGUUGUUCUGCCAAGAUUGGCCAUGGCAUCUGCUGAUCUGCCACUCAUUAUGAGGGACCAUCUUUAUUCCCUAGAUGACAGAUUAAAAAGAGGGAGGCCUCCCUGCACUAGUGAAGACAUAUUCAUUGAUAGAGAGCCAAUGCCGGAAACAACUCCCGUGGUUGAUCCUGCAUCUAUAUCGAGGUGCUGCAUAGAGAGAGGCUUAUUUCUGGCAGUCCCUUUAUUCUUCCAAUAUCCAUGUGGCACCAGCAAGGGUUGGUUAGAGUGGGUUGACCAUGAAUUGCAGGAUCCAUCUGCCUGUGACAUUCUAAAUCAGGCAGGGGUGCUAGAUGCCAUCUUUAUUUCUAAAGCUUGCGAAAUCCAUAUUAAACCCAAGAUUCUCCAGCAUGUGGUUAGCCAAGACCCUUUCCACAUUGCGCUGACUCUAGAAGGUAAACUAAAGCUUGAGGUUUUACGGAAAGGUGCCCCGACUUCUCCUAGCACUUCUCCGUGGUUUAGUAAUUUGAUACAGUUUUUCAGGGAUGUUAACAGGAAUGAGCCAUGUCGUCUUGCAGUGUUUAUAUCGUUAUGGCUUGGGAGGUUCCUCUUAUGUGAUUUUCCCCCAGACUGCUUGCAUGAGAGGGUGUUUCCUUUGGCCUUAGCAAUAGCACGUGGCAGCGUGCUUCCUUUAGCCCCCAUGUUCUUGAGGCACCUAUACUGCUUGCUUGACCAAGUUCAACUUCUUGAGAAAGGGGCAGCAAGAACCAUGGUUGUGGAAACUUUCCUGAACUCUAGCUUUCUGCAAGUCUUCUUAUGGAAGCUCUUCAAAGGGAUAGAGGUAUCCCCACUUCCCUACUCAAAGGCUAAGACACUUGUUUAUUCUCAUGAGGCUUCCUACGUACCGGAGGGUCUCCCUUUGAUUUGCAGGUGGUCGCAGCGAAUACAAAGGAAGGACCAAAAUUUUCUAGGGCUACUGGACGAUGUUGCCAACUUCAUCUUUCCACAUGGUCAUCAAUUACGAAGGGAAGCAUUGUUAAGCACUACAUUUCUUCCUUUGCCCACACUAGGUGAUGACCAUUUGGAGGUUUCCGUGCAUUAUUCACCUCACCGAGUCAGACGACAGAUUGGGUUCGAUCAGGGUAUGCCUUCCAGUCCCAGCCAUGGAGAUCCCGCUUCGUUGCAUAGAGUUUUUUGGACCAGGGAUAACCUGCUGGAAGAUGGCAGACCUCUUGCCCUUGCUUUGGCCGACAAGGAGCGUGCUGGCGAUCUCUCGAAAGCUUACCAAAGUUACUGGAAUCGUUGUUUUGCUUCAUUUAGUCGAUUCCAUGUUGCCCAUUGCGACAGAUUACUCCCCACCAUAAUUCCUCAUGCUCGCUUAGUGUUUGGAAGUUGGAGAAACCGGGUUCUCACAGCGCCGGGAAGAGUGUUACACACAGAAAAAGAAAGCGGGAGGAAAGCUGCAGUGUUGAGAAGAAGAGACAAGCUUAGCAUGCAAGUUGGUGAGGUGUCGGAAGCUUUGCCUUCCCACAGUACUCCCCGAAUCAAAAGCAAAGGUAAGGAAACCGUCGUGAUUCCGAAGCGCCAAAGCAUGUGCAUACUUCAAACAAGGUUCUCCGGCACUUGCAAAGGGAAGGGUGAAAACUCAGGAUCCAAGGUAGUGGUGAUAGUUGAUGAUGAUGAUGAUGGAAGUGAUGAAUAUGCUGCUAUAGAAAUCGGGAUUAGCACCUACGAGCAAGAGAGCAUUCACGGCCAAGUGGCAUGGAUGAGGACCUCAAUAAGGACCAAGAUUACAGUCGUGAUGAAGGCACUCACUUGGAGGAGCCGGAUGCCUCAGACAUACCUCCCGAAUUUGCUAGUGACCAUGAGCGGCAUGUUGACAUUGAACCGGUUGUUCCCAUCGUUGAGGACACGGCAAGUUGCUCACCAGAGGCUGGCCUUGGCCUUCCUGCUACUGUUGCUGACACUACGCAGACUGUUGGCAAGGUCUAGAGCCUCUCACAAGGGGCGAAAGAUACGCUUCCUAACCCUUCCUCUUGGGACACCUGAUGCAGUUGUCGACACUGCCAUGCGCCUUCCAGCAACGCAGCCUCCUGCUCCUCCUAUCCUAGGCACAUCCGACAUAGCUGACAGCACCUCUCCACAGGUUCCAACAGUGCUGCCUCCUACUCCUCCUUUCCCAGGCACAUCCGACACAGCUGCCGGCCUCCACAGCUUCCAGCAAUGUCGCCUCGUGGAUUGGGAAAAUUCGUUUACGACAUUCAAAGCCUUCUUUGAAGGCGUGUCACAAUUCUUAGGUCUAUCGACGAACUUCUUCCACUUUGCCAUAGGUUCAAUGGAGUGCUGCCUUCCGAGCUCUCAGCUUGGUGCUUCAUGGGAUAGAUACCAUGGAGCUCCUUGA
Prunus armeniaca (apricot) is the source of this 2667-nucleotide messenger RNA. The record is from the annotation of a GenBank genome assembly. NCBI's taxonomy places the organism in Eukaryota, Viridiplantae, Streptophyta, Magnoliopsida, Rosales, Rosaceae.